AUGACCGAAGAGACUCAAGGCUUAAUGUCUACCAAGGUCGAACGCAGCGGACACAGGCCAGCCAAAGAUGGGCCUACUGCGAAGGACGUGGUCGAAAAGGAGCCUUCAACGACACUUCACCGCCACCCUGACAUAGCUAUUCUCACCGUCCUAUUUGCCAUGAGCGAGCGCUACCUGCGGGCCGCCUGA
Molecule: messenger RNA, 189 nt
Organism: Cordyceps fumosorosea ARSEF 2679
Lineage: Eukaryota; Fungi; Ascomycota; Sordariomycetes; Hypocreales; Cordycipitaceae
Exons: 2
Coding region: 1-189 (62 amino acids)
Source: RefSeq, a predicted model, not a curated record